Molecule: messenger RNA, 693 nt
Organism: Rhizoctonia solani
Lineage: Eukaryota; Fungi; Basidiomycota; Agaricomycetes; Cantharellales; Ceratobasidiaceae
Product: methylthioribulose-1-phosphate dehydratase
Exons: 8
Coding region: 1-693 (230 amino acids)
Cellular component (GO): cytoplasm
Molecular function (GO): metal ion binding; methylthioribulose 1-phosphate dehydratase activity
Source: RefSeq, a predicted model, not a curated record
AUGUCUCGUGAAGAAGCUGACGCCUUGGUCAGAUCAACCGAUCCAGAGCACCCUGCAAAUCUCAUACCAGAGCUAUGCGCAUCGUUUUACCAUCUGGGAUGGGUUACAGGAACUGGAGGGGGUAUAAGCAUCCGUCAGGGGGACAAAGUAUAUAUUGCACCCAGCGGUGUCCAAAAGGAGCGCAUUAAGCCAGAACACAUAUUCGUUCUCCCCUAUCCUCGUCCAUCUCCCGACGUAUUCCUCCGGAAGCCCAUUCAGCCACUCAAGGAGUCCGCAUGUACGCCCUUGUUCUGGAACGCAUUUGAUUUAAGAGGUGCAGGAAGUUGCGUACAUACACAUUCACAACAUGCAGUCAUGGCCACACUUCUCUGGCCAGGGGAGACUUGGGAGGUCUCGCAUCUAGAGAUGAUCAAAGGUGUACGAGAGGCGGGGACCGGCAAAGCACUUUCGUACUUGGACACGCUCGUUGUACCGAUCAUUGAGAACACCCCAUUCGAGGAGGAUUUAAAAGAUAGUAUGGCUCAGGCAAUGAAAAAAUACCCAAACGCAGCCGGAGUUCUCGUUCGCAGACAUGGGGUAUAUGUUUGGGGAAACGAUUGGGAAAAGGCCAAGACUCAGACAGAGUGUCUUGAUUAUCUGUUUGAAGUUAGUGUCAAGAUGAAGUUGGCCGGGUUGUCGACCAAAUUGGAGUAA